Molecule: messenger RNA, 3492 nt
Organism: Scophthalmus maximus (turbot)
Lineage: Eukaryota; Metazoa; Chordata; Actinopteri; Pleuronectiformes; Scophthalmidae
Gene: ggt1b
Product: gamma-glutamyltransferase 1b
Exons: 13
Coding region: 139-1857 (572 amino acids)
Biological process (GO): regulation of immune system process; peptide modification; glutathione catabolic process
Cellular component (GO): plasma membrane
Molecular function (GO): glutathione gamma-glutamate hydrolase
Source: RefSeq, a predicted model, not a curated record
GUUAUAUAUUGAGAGCCACCGUAAGCAUAUUAUCUAUCAACCACUGCAGACCUGUGGCAAGCACACACAGUGAACAGCCUGUUGUUGCGGCCCCCCAACAGAAAUCACGACAUUAGUUCCGUUCCUGGGCCCUUCGACAUGUCCAGGAAUACAAUAAUUGUGGCCCUAGCGCUGCUGCUAUUGGCAUCCGUUGCCACUUUUGUGGGUGUCUUCUUUGGUGUGGGGAGCAGGAAACUACCAAGUUCGCACGUGUACUCGAGGGCAGCUGUGGCAGCAGAUGCUGGGCCAUGUUCAGAGGUCGGCAGAGACAUACUGAAGAAAGGGGGAUCUGCAGUAGAUGCCACUAUAGCUGCCUUACUCUGUGUUGGACUUAUGAAUGCUUUCAGUAUGGGCAUUGGAGGAGGGCUGUUCCUCACCAUCUACAAUGCAACAACUGGUGAAGUUGAGACCAUUGACGCCAGGGAGACUGCACCACGCAAUGCAACAGUAAACAUGUUUGGGAACAGUACAGAUUUAUCCCAGAAAGGAGGGUUGUCGAUUGCUGUACCAGGGGAGAUCCGAGGUUAUGAGAUGGCUCACAGGCGACAUGGUAAACUGCCUUGGAAAGACUUGUUCCAGCCAAGCAUUCAUCUUGCAGAAAAAGGUUUUCCUUUGGGCAGGGCACUUGCCAUUGCUCUGUCCAAGCACAAGAAAACUAUUAUAAAGGACCAAGCUCUAUGUGAAGUGUUUUGUGGGAACAAUGGGGAAGUCCUGAAAGAAAAUGAAAUUAUUACGUUUCCCAAGCUUGCGGAAACCUUUAAGAAGAUAGCUGAUGAGGGUCCAAAUGCUUUCUAUGAGGGACAACUGGCUCAGAACCUUGUGACAGAUAUUCAGGCCGCAGGCGGUAUCAUCACAAUGGAGGAUCUGAAGGAUUAUAAGGCUGUCUUGGAUGAGAACCCUUUAAGGGUGGAUGUGGGGGAGUACAACAUAGCGGUUCCAAAUGCCCCCGCUAGCGGCCCUGUGCUCUCGCUGAUACUAGGCAUCUUGAAUGGGUACAACUUCACCUCAGAUAGUAUGGCCAGCAAUGAGAAAAGGGUCCUAACCUACCAUCGCAUUGUGGAAGCCUUUCGUUUUGCCUAUGCAAAGAGGACCUUGCUUGGAGAUCCGAAAUUCCUCAACAUCACAGAUCUCAUCCAGAAUAUGACUUCCAGUUCCUAUGCCAGUGUGCUCCGUGAAAAGAUUACAGAUGAAACCACACAUCCCAUGUCAUACUACGAGCCAGAGUUUUACCUGCCUGAAAACCACGGGACGUCGCAUAUCUCAGUGGUAGCAGAAGAUGGGAGUGCUGUGGGAGCCACCAGCACCAUCAACCAAUUUUUUGGCUCUAAAGUCAUGUCAAGAUCAACUGGGAUACUUCUCAACAAUGAGAUGGACGACUUCAGCUCCCCACUCAUCACAAACGGCUUUGGAGUGCCUCCUUCACCAAACAACUUCAUCAAGUCAGGGAAAAGGCCGAUGUCCUCUAUGUGUCCAACCAUCCUCUUCGAUAAGAACAACAAAGUUAAGAUGGUGGUCGGAGGUUCAGGUGGAACGAAAAUCACUACUUCUGUCGCUCAGGUGAUUCUGAAUGCGCUGUUCUUCAACUACGAUCUGAAAAAAGCUGUGUCAGAUCCAAGGCUCCACAACCAGCUGAGUCCCAACACCACUCAGGCCGAGCCUGACUUUGACAAAAACAUCCUGGAUGGUUUGGCUUUAAAGAACCACGAGACAGAGUUUCUCAAAUCAACGGGAGCCGUGGUGCAGGCGGUGGUUCGUCGUGAGGACGGACUCCAUGCUCAGUCAGAUCCUCGCAAGUGGGCGUACGCCGCAGGGUACUGACGUCGUAAAAACACACCUCUGAUUGUGCAGGGAGACUGUAGAUGUUUGAAUCUGGACUCCAGCGGCGGCUGACAAGAGUAGAGACUCAAUAAAGAGGCCGGAGCCAUCGUCAGCUGUCUUGGGCAACAAUUGUUCACUCAUUAAGUUAGAAUAAUGUUCAUAAACGUCAUAACAUGUAACUCAGAUAACAGAGCAGAUAAAAAAAGACCUUUUGUUUAUGACCUUGACAACAAAGUGCCUCAGUCUGAAAUUGAUGCUGAAUAUUGUCUGCUUCAUUUUUGCUUCAACUCAUCUUUUUAUGUAAAUAAGAAAUGCACAAGACAUGGAAUAGUAUUUUAAUAUAUCUACAAGGUCAUUUGUGUUGAUUAAAGUUGAAACUGAAACAACAGAACAGAACAUUUUGAAAUCAUUACCCACUGCUGAAACAGUCAUUUACUUCGGUCUCAGUCAUUAAUAUGAAUGAUUUCUACCCAUUUGUGAAACACACAAUUAUCAGCCGUUUAAAGCUGUUUCCUGUUACUGCUGACCAUUGAAGAUAGAUGUGACUCCUACAGUGAUCACUAGCCCCUGAACAUGAAAUAUCCACACAAAGAAAUCAACCAAAAUGAUAAUAGUGAACCGAAAUGUCAACAUAAUUCACUGGGAUUGUUUGUACGAUGUGACAGCAAACAGCGAGAAACAGGAAGGAUCUGCUAUUAGAAUAAUACUACUGUAAAACACCUCAGGGACAAAGAGCCCUACUGCACAUAUUUAAUGACUUACAGUAAUUUCCCACAACCCACAGUGCAACGACCUGUAAUGACCUCAUAACAACAUUACAUCUGUGGCGGCUCACUGUCACCGCUGGGAUCCUGGGCCCCUCUUCUCUCAGCUGGAAUGUAAAUGUGUUACAUAAUUAUUGUAAUGUAUAACACUGUAAAAUUGUGAUGCCUUUAUCAGCUUUUAGCUCCAAAUGACUGGUUCAUAUAUGAUAAAGUGAUCUGACACCCACAACAUGUACUACAUAUAUACAGUAUGUAUUUUAAAUCGAAUGAAGGAUUUUUUCCAGUGUGAUUCUUAUUAUUUAUUUGGUCAUAUCCAGCUUUAAUGGUUUAAUGUUCUUAUCAAAUUGUUAAAAUAGAUGAUGCAGUUGCAUUUUCCCGCCUCUAGUUGUCUAGGUUUUUUUCUUUACUGUGGUUUGAGUAAAAAAGGAAUAGCUCUGCCAGAGUUUUACUUUAAGGCCCAAUUAAGCUUGAUCUCACUCCUACAUAGUUGUAAUGAACUUCAGAGUUAUGCAACCCAGACAUGCCAAUUUACCUUGGGUCUCAAGGCCUACAUAGUUAUAAUCCAUCCCACUGCCUUAGAUGGCAUCGUGAUAGUUUCAAAAUGCACGUUUAACAACUACUGUUGAGAUGAUUUGCUUCAUCAAGGGGAAUUGUUGCUGAAGUGUGCUGGAAGAUAAGAGUCAACUGGAUUCUCAACAGCUUCUGCUCUGACUGAAAGACCAGAGGCGUCUUCUACACGCUUGUUCACUUUAAAUGGCUGUUUCUACAAAGAGGGUGAUCUCAUGACACAAAAGCCUAUCAGAGUCACAACUUUUCCACAUUAACUCAUUUGUCAUUGAAUAAAGACAGUGGGGCUUCAGGCCGACUCAAA